GGGCCGCGCCCCCCGCCCCCCGCCCCCCGCCGCCCUGGCGUCGUCCUCGCCGCCCUCGCCGCCCCCGCCGCCCCCCGCGCGCGGCCGGGCGCUGCCCCCCGCCGGGUCGCGGCCCGAGCCGGAGCCCGAGGCCAUGGACGCCGAGCUGAUGGCCUCCGCGCACGGCUGCUCGCACCUGAGCGCCUUCAAGGUGGACAACUGGAAGCAGAACCUGCGGGCCAUCUACCAGUGCUUCGUGUGGUCCGGCACCGCCGAGGCCCGCAAGCGCAAGGCGAAAUCGUGCGUCUGUCACGUGUGUGGGGUCCACCUGAACAGACUGCACUCGUGCCUCUACUGUGUCUUCUUCGGCUGCUUCACAAAGAAACACAUCCACGAGCACGCAAAGUCGAAACGGCACAACCUGGCCAUAGACCUCAUGUACGGAGGUAUAUACUGCUUUUUGUGCCAGGACUACAUAUAUGACAAAGACAUGGAAAUAAUUGCCAAAGAGGAACAGCGGAAAGCUUGGAAAAUGCAAGGCGUCGGAGAGAAGUUUUCCACGUGGGAACCAACCAAACGGGAGCUGGAGCUGCUGCGACACAACCCUAAGAGAAGGAAGAUCACCUCCAACUGCACCAUAGGUCUGCGAGGGCUGAUCAACCUCGGGAACACCUGCUUCAUGAACUGCAUCGUGCAGGCCCUCACCCACACGCCGCUGCUGCGAGACUUCUUCCUCUCCGACAGGCACAAGUGCGAGAUGCAGAGCCCCAGCUCAUGUCUGGUCUGUGAGAUGUCUUCGCUUUUUCAGGAGUUCUACUCGGGGCACCGGUCUCCCCACAUCCCGUACAAGCUGCUGCACCUGGUGUGGACGCAUGCGCGGCACCUGGCCGGCUACGAGCAGCAGGACGCCCACGAGUUCCUCAUCGCCGCGCUGGACGUCCUCCACAGGCACUGCAAGGGGGACGACAGCGGGAAGAAGGCCGGCAACCCCAACCACUGCAGCUGCAUCAUUGACCAGAUCUUCACCGGCGGGCUGCAGUCCGACGUCACCUGCCAGGACUGCCAUGGCGUCUCCACGACAAUAGACCCGUUCUGGGACAUCAGUCUGGACCUGCCGGGCUCCUCUACCCCCUUCUGGCCUCUGAGCCCGGGGAGUGAGGGCAGCGUGGUGAAUGGGGAGAGCCACGCCUCGGGGACUACCACCCUCACCGACUGCCUGCGCAGAUUCACCAGACCUGAGCACUUAGGAAGCAGUGCCAAAAUCAAAUGCAGUGGUUGCCAUAGCUACCAGGAAUCCACGAAACAGCUUACCAUGAAGAAAUUGCCCAUCGUAGCCUGUUUUCAUCUCAAACGCUUUGAGCACUCAGCCAAGCUGCGGCGGAAGAUCACCACAUACGUGUCCUUCCCCCUGGAGCUGGACAUGACCCCCUUCAUGGCCUCCAGUAAAGAGAGCAGGAUGAAUGGACAGUACCAGCAGCCAGCGGACAGCCUGAAUAAUGACAAUAAGUACUCCCUGUUCGCCGUGGUCAACCACCAGGGCACCCUGGAGAGCGGCCACUACACCAGCUUCAUCCGCCAGCACAAGGACCAGUGGUUCAAGUGCGACGACGCCAUCAUCACCAAGGCCAGCAUCAAGGACGUGCUGGACAGCGAGGGAUACUUACUGUUCUAUCACAAGCAGUUCCUGGAGUAUGAGUAGCCGUUUCCAGCAGCUGGACAGAAGGGACAAAGGGGACACGCUGGCGAGCCUCACAGAAUGUCGCCCUGACUCCCUGACCGGCCGGCACUGCCCCCGCCCCCAUCGCCCCCACCCCACGUGUCGGCUCCUCUGCAGCUGGGCCUGGAGGAAGCGGGACCAGCCCCCAGGGGUCGUGUGGUUCGAAGGGACAAGCUCUGCGGGCUGGGGCGGGUGGGGCGGGAGUGCACGAAAGCAGCGGUUGGAUAAAGGCACCUGCGGGUGGGAGGGGCGGCUCCGUCGCGGUCACUCUGGGCUCUGCAGGCCUGUGGGGGGGACGGUGCCCGCAGCGGAGGGGCGUCCUCUCCUCGGAGCUCAGGCAGCUGCCGGGUGACGCACACAUGGGCCGCUGAGGCAGAGGGUGCGGGAGCAGGAUGGGGCGCAGUGCGUGUUGUGCUGGGGGGGGCGGCCUGCGGCCUGUGCUGCAACCUCAGCCCCAAGGGGCUGGAGCCCCUGACUCGGCUCCCACCAGCCGUGGGCGUGUGCCGCCCCCCACCCCCCACCCCAUAAUGGUGACUUUCAUGUAGUAACUGUAAAGUGAGGAUAACUGCGUUGAAACCGAGAUGUAGAUUUUUUCCCUUUUACUCCGUGAGCCUUCCUUUUUAAUUGCUCCUGUUGGUUGCUUCCUGUCCUCUCCUCUUUAUACCCCCUAACCUCCCCUGGGAAACAUUUGUGAGGCUGGUUGAAGCUGGGGAGGGGGUAGAGAGAAUUGGGGGCAGCUCGUGAGCGUCUCUGUGUUCUGAAAACCAUUUACGGGCUCGCAGCGCUUUCCCAUGUGUCGUGCCGGUUCCCUUCCUCGGCUCUCUCCUCUAUGUCUUCGGUCCUUCUGUCUCUGCUUGGCAGCAGGUGUGUGGGGUUCAGGGCUGCAGUGACCUCACUUGGAGACCCUGUGCUUCUGCUCUACAUUUAGUGUAGUUUUAAUUGUAGCAGGAAAAAAGACUUUAUGAAAUGAGCUGUCAGCAGGGCUCGGAGACGAAAUAGAGUAGCAUUAGUUUGUUCUUUGUGAGGUAUCUUGCAUGUAUCUAUCUAUUCAAACCUUUACUUAGACUGUCCAUUUCUGAGACACUUUUACAUUAAGCCUCGGGAUUUUAGAGGAAAGGUGAUUGCAGUACAGGUUUUGAAGCAAUCAUCUCUCAAGCUGUGCUCGUCCUGGGAGCCCAUUCUAUAGCUGAACUGUCUUCAGUUCUGGAGAAGAGUAGAAUCGUUUGUUGCAGGGGUUGGCAAACCUUUCCGUAAAGAGCCGGUUCGUGCAGUCACUGCUGUUGUAGCACAAAAGCAGCCACUGAUGGGUCCAAAACAAAGGAGUGUGCCGUGACCCAGUGAAACAGUAUUUAUAUGGACACUGAAAUUUUAAUUUCACACAGUUUUCAAAUGUCAUGGAAUAUUUUGAUUUUUUUUAACCAAUUUUAAAAUGUGACGAGUAUUCUUAGCUCACAGGCCAAUGAAAAACAGACGGCAGGCCAGAUUUGGCUCACGGUCUAUGGUUUGCCAACCUCUGAUCUAGCAAUAGCUAGUUAGGGGGAAGUGAGGGAAGAGGUGGUAACAAAAGGAUUUGAGCAGGAAAAACACGAGGAUACACAAAACAACUGCCAUAUGCUGCAGAAUCAUUACAUGGCAAAUUCUUCAGUGAUUGAGUUUUGUAGAUGCUUUCCAAAUUUAUUCUGUUAUUUCUGCUGUUAAAGAACAACACAUUGAAGAUGGCCGUCACCGUCAGAGAAACGAGGACAGGCCCAGGUUCUCAGAAGUGGCCCGAGGGACCGGUUCUGUGCCUCCUGGUGACUGUGCCGUGAAGGUUUCCCUUGCUGCUUUUUGGGGGUGGAGGAGAAGUGGCGUCUCUUAAUCAGGAACAGACCCGACAGGAAGGAGAGUUGGCUUCGGUUGACCCGCAGACUCUGAGCUGCGUAGUCUUUUCCUGAAUUCCGCCAGCCCGUGGCAGCCUGGCUGCUUCCUGCGGGUCCCUGUGGUUUGGCUCAGGGCCCCAUUCUCCGUCCCCCCAGCCUCUGCAUGUUCCCCCUUCCUAGUGCCUCUGCUCAGUGCCAGGCGCCCCGAGAUCUUAGCCUUGGUGGCAGCCGGCGGCGCGGCACCAGUUUUUUGUAGGCUCUGUUCACCUGUUUUGUAUCCACGUUAAUUCUCCUGAUUCACUUCGGCAUCGGUGUUCUAAGCUCUUGAUCGGAUGGAGACGUCUUCAGACCGACUUCCCUGUCUGAACCGGGAGGUCCCUGGAAUUGGCAGAGCGGCUGGUCCUGGGGGAGAACUGGGGGCACAGCCCCCGCCCUCCACCCAUGAGGUCGGCUGGGUCGUGUUCAGUACAUGAUGUGAUGGGUUUGGGAAUUUCUUCCUUUUAGCUCCUAUCCAACAUCUAAGUUCUGGAAACCUCUUUUCCUGUUUGCUGGUAGCCACCCCUGUAGGUGCCCAGCCCCUCACAGUGGGCGCCUCAGCACCAAGGCCUCCCGGGUGCCCCACCCCUGCCGUGUGUUGAGAGUAAAGAGCACGUCUGCGCUUCGGCCGCCAUUGCAGUGCUUUACGGGAGGGACGGACCCUCCCUGCAGGGUCUGAAGUCAGCGUCACGAGCAGGUGUGGGCGGCCGGGCCGUGGAAAGUGGACAGCCCCCAGCAUGCCCUCUCGGACCCUCCUGGAAAGAGGUGGCCGAGGCCCCUGCUCCGGGUGCCAUGUCCCCUGCCCCUCGCUGGGCUCUGGAACCGUCCCCGGACCUUCCCUCUCGCAGCGGCUUCCCUGCGACGUAAAUGCCCGAGAGCGGUUGUGUCUUGGCUUGGUGAGUGUGCUCUUCAUUGUGUAAAAUCGCUGUUCUUUUGACAAGUCAAGUGACUGUUUUGGUUACUGUAAUUUGAAGACCAGAAAUGGUAAGAAAAGGAACUUCGGCGACCGUGCUGUGUUGGAUGCCGUAUCCCCAGGAUGCUCCCUCCUUCCUUUUCGCUGCCUGUGGAGCAGCUGUGUGGCUCUUUCUCCCUCCCUUAUUGGCUUGUAAUCUUUCCUGUGUCGUAAUAAAGCUACAUUUUAUUCUGAAA
This is a messenger RNA of Choloepus didactylus (southern two-toed sloth), 4740 nucleotides long. RefSeq names its product ubiquitin specific peptidase 22 (gene USP22). The transcript is spliced from 13 exons. Gene Ontology annotation, biological process: protein deubiquitination. NCBI's taxonomy places the organism in Eukaryota, Metazoa, Chordata, Mammalia, Pilosa, Megalonychidae. The coding region runs from base 134 to 1678 and encodes 514 amino acids. The record is from RefSeq and is a predicted model, not a curated record. Gene Ontology annotation, molecular function: zinc ion binding; cysteine-type deubiquitinase activity.